UGAUGCUGGUGCCCAGAUAAAUUUUUGUCAGGAGACCGUUUAUAAAAGCUAAUUACAGUGUACACCCAUUAAGCAGCCAUUUGCUGCAGCAAUGGCUGAAACGACUGACCAAGAUCAGUCAGUGCAGUCUGUAGCAGACACUUCUGAGUUUUUAGGCUACAUUCGGAGAGUAGUUCCAGUGUUGUUGGACGACGAUGAUCCAGACUUGGCAGCACUCCAAAAGGCGGUAUCCGACAAGCAAACUAUUGAGGUUAUAAAGAAGUUUUUGAGCGAUUCUCAAUGUCCAACUCUGUUAAUACAGAGAACAUCGACCAAAGAUGAGGUGGCAGAAGGUGGUGCUGAGGUGGAGGGGACAACCACAUACACCAUUACUACUGGUGUCCAGUUCAUUAGCUCCAAGGUGGCCAGUAUGGUGUUGGUUAAGAGAGGACCGAUUGUUGAGGCUGACAAAGGCUUCCCUUCACAGCUGCGUGUGAUGAACUUCAGUGAGGGGUCGCCGUAUGAGACGCUGCAUGCCUAUGUCAGUAACGCCAUGGGACCGUACUUCAAAUCUUACAUUCGCGAGACAGGAAAAGCAGAAAGAGAUGGAGACAAAAUGGCACCGACUGUUGAGAAGAAAAUUGCAGAACUGGAGAUGGGCUUACUUCACCUUCAGCAGAAUAUAGACAUCCCUGAGAUCACCUUGCCCAUCAACCCAGUUGUGUCAAGUGUCAUCAAGAAGUGUUCCGAGGAAAACCGCAAGGCUAAGGUGGAGGACUUCGGUGAUAAAGUAGAAGAUGCUCAGUUUUUGAACAGCCUUCAGAGUGGUGUCAACCGGUGGAUUAGGGAGAUCCAAAAGGUUACCAAGCUUGAUCGCGAUCCAGCUUCAGGAACGGCCCUGCAGGAGAUUAGUUUCUGGCUCAACCUGGAGAGGGCGCUGCUGCGUAUCCAAGAAAAGAGGGAAAGCAUUGAGGUUGUGCUCACUCUGGACAUCCUCAAACAUGGCAAGAGAUUUCAUGCAACAGUCAGCUUUGACACAGACACUGGACUGAAGCAAGCUAUGGCUACAGUGAACGAUUACAACCAGCUGAUGAAAGAUUUCCCCAUCAAUGACUUGCUAUCCGCCACCGAGCUGGACAGGAUCCGCAUUGCACUACAAGGCAUCUUCAUUCACCUUCGCAAGAUCAGGCCAACCAAAUAUCCCAUUCAGCGAGCCCUGAAACUCGUAGAGGCAAUAUCACGUGAUCUGCAGACCCAGCUGCUCAAGGUGCUUGGUACCAGGAGGUUGAUGCACAUCCCAUAUGAUGAGUUUGAAAAGGUGCUGAGUGCCUGCUUUGAGGUCUUCACGAUGUGGGAUGAUGAAUAUGACAAGCUUCAGGGCAUGUUGCGUGAUCUUGUCAAAAAGAAGAGGGAGGAACAUCUGCGCAUGGUUUGGAGGAUAAAUCCAGUUCACAAGAAACUGCAGGCUAGGCUGGAUCACAUGAGGAGAUUCCGGCACCAACAUGAGCAGCUGCGUUCCGUGAUCAUGCGAGUGCUGCGUCCAUCCACCAGCAAGGGGCGGGCUGGAACUCCAAUGGUUGAGGAGCCAGACAACAAAGAUCCACUUGUCGAUGAAGCAGCUGAUGUUAAUGCCAUUGAGGAGGUGAAUCUUGCAUAUGAGAAUGUGAAGGAGGUUGAUGUUGUGGACACGUCCAAGGAAGGAGCAGAAGCAUGGGAAGCAGCCAUCAAAAGAUAUGAUGAAAGAAUAGAUAGAGUUGAAACCAGGAUCACAGCUCGCUUGAGAGACCAACUGGGAACAGCAAGAAAUGCAAAUGAGAUGUUCCGGAUUUUCUCUCGCUUCAAUGCUCUGUUUGUGCGACCUCACAUUCGUGGAGCAAUACGCGAGUAUCAGACACAGCUGAUUCAGAGAGUCAAAGAUGACAUAGAAUCCUUGCAUGAAAAGUUUAAGGUUCAGUAUGCACAAAGUAAAGCCUGUCGGAUGAGCAAAGUGCGAGAUUUGCCUCCAGUGUCAGGAUCCAUCAUCUGGGCAAGACAGAUUGAGCGUCAGCUGAAUGCGUUCAUGCAACGUGUGGAGGAUGUUCUUGGCAAAGGCUGGGAGAACCAUGUGGAAGGACAGAAACUGAAGAAUGACGGUGACAGCUUCAGAGCUAAGCUCAACACACAAGACCUCUUUGAAGACUGGACAAGAAAGGUUACAAAUAGGCAGUUGAACGUUGUUGGAAUGAUUUUUGAAAUAGUUUCUCAAAGACAAGCAAACAAGGGAAAUGUCCUUCGACUUGUGGUGAACUUUCAGCGUGAAAUUAUACAGCUCUCAAAGGAGGUGCGCAACCUGAGAUGGCUUGGAUUCCGAGUGCCAUUGGCCAUUGUGAACAAGGCUCACCAGGCCAAUCAGCUUUACCCAUUUGCCAUUUCUCUCAUUGAAAGUGUUCGCACAUACGAGGGCACAUUGGAAAAGGUUGCAGCUAAGCCAUCCAUUUCUCUUUUGCUGGCUGGUCUCAGAAAGGAGGUUCAAAACCUGGUAGCUGAUGGAUGUGCUCUGGUGUGGGAGUCAUACAAAUUGGAUCCUUAUGUGCAGAGACUGGCAGACACGGUUUUCAAUUUCCAAGAAAAGGUGGAUGAUCUUCUUGUGAUGGAGGAGGAAAUAGCCCUGGAGUUACGGGCCCUGGAAACCUGUGCUUACAAUGCCAGUACAUUCCGCGAGAUUCUGAGCAAGAUUCAGAAAUCUGUGGACAACCUCAGUUUGCACGCAUUCUCCAAUUUACCACAAUGGGUCUCAAAGCUGGACGAAGAGGUUGAAAACCAGCUUGCUGUCCGACUGGAAGCUGGUCUGGACGCGUGGACAAAAUGUCUGCUGGGCAAGAAGGAAGAGGAACAGAUGGAAUCCUACAUGGACACCGACACUGAGCCAAAACAAGUUGGUCACAAACUAGGUGGUGAACCACAGAUCAAGCCUUUCAUCCAUGAAUUGAGGAUUACGAACCAACUGAUUUAUGUCAGUCCUCCAGUUGUUCAAGCACGUUCCAACAUCAUGCAGGAGCUGUUUGCGUGGGAAGCUGUCAUCACAAGUCUGCCAAGAAUACAACACUCCAGAUACCAGGUUGGGUUGGAGGCUGAAUCUGCUUCUGAGACUGCCUAUCGGAAUGUGCUGACCAAGUUACCACAGGGAUCUCUCAUCCUCGAAGAUGCCUACUCUGCCAUUGAGAAGAUUGUGCUGGAAUUCAACAACUAUGUUACCGUGUGGUUGCGGUACCAGUCAUUGUGGGAUCUGAACCCUGAUGUGUUGUAUGGACGGCUGGGAUCAAACCUCACACUGUGGAUGUCAACACUGGAGGAGAUAAAAGCUUCAAGAAAAACUUUUGACACAUCAGAAACUGCCAAGGAAAUUGGACCAAUAGUUGUACAGUUCUUAAAGGUUCAAUCUAAAGUGACACUGAAAUAUGACUCGUGGCACAAGGAGGUGCUCACCAAGUUUGGAUCUUUGCUUGGAAAUGAGAUGUCCGAGUUCCAUGCACAAAUCUCAAAAUCGAGAAGUGAUCUUGAACAGCAGUCCAUUGACACGGCAAACACCAGUGAGGCUGUUGGACUCAUCACUCACGUGCAGUCUCUCAAGAGGAAGAUGAAGAACUGGGAGAAACAAGUGGAUAUGUACAAAGAAGGACAGCGUAUACUGGAAAGGCAGCGCUUCCAGUUCCCCUCCAACUGGCUGUACAUUGACAAUGUUGACGGAGAAUGGGGUGCAUUCGGCGACAUCAUGAAACGCAAGGACUCGUCUAUUCAGACCCAGGUGGCCAGUCUCCAGAUGAAGAUUGUGUCAGAGGACAAGGUGGUGGAGAGCAAGACACACGACUUGCUGACAGACUGGGAGAAGGAGAAACCAGUAGAGGGUGAAAUCCGACCGGAUGAAGCCAUCAAGGCUCUGACCAUCUUUGAAGGAAAAUUUUGUCGGCUGAAAGAAGAGCGAGACAAUGUUUCAAAAGCCAAGGAAGCACUCGAACUUGCUGAACCAGGCCAAGUUAGUCCCAGUGAGGAGCGAGUGCAGGUUGCCUUGGAAGAGCUGCAGGAUUUGAAAGGAGUCUGGUCUGAACUGGCCAAGAUCUGGGAACAAAUUGAUGAACUCAAGGAGAAACCAUGGCUGUCGGUGGCACCAAGAAAAUUGCGGCAGUCCAUUGAUGGUUUGCUGAGUCAGCUGAAGGAACUGCCAGCCAGACUCCGAGCAUAUGGAUCUUAUGAACAUGUCAAGAAAGCUCUACAAGGCUAUGCCAAGGUAAAUGUCAUCAUUGUGGAGCUGAAAUCUGAGGCUCUGAAGGAACGUCACUGGAAACAGCUGAUGAGAAGACUCGGCGUGAAUUGGGUUUUGUCUGAGCUCACACUUGGACACAUCUGGGACAUCAACCUCCAGAAACAUGAACAGAUUGUACGUGAUGUCAUCAUGGUUGCUCAGGGUGAAAUGGCUUUGGAGGAAUUUUUGAAGCAGGUCAGUGAGGUGUGGCGUAGCUAUGAACUGGACCUUAUCAGCUACCAGAACAAAUGUCGACUCAUCCGUGGCUGGGAUGAGCUCUUCACAAAAGUCAAGGAACACAUCAACAGUGUCACAGCCAUGAAACUCUCACCAUACUACAAGCAAUUUGAAGAAGAAGCUCAGUCUUGGGAGGACAAACUAAACCGCAUCAAUGCUCUGUUUGAUGUGUGGAUUGAUGUGCAAAGACGAUGGGUGUACCUGGAGGGGAUAUUCACUGGAAGUGCUGACAUCAAACACCUUCUGCCAGUUGAAACUACAAGAUUCCAAGGUGUAAGCACAGAGUUCCUGGGUCUCAUGAAGAAAGUUACCAGAUCACCUCUUGUUAUGGAUGUGCUGAACAUUUCCAAUGUACAGAGACAGCUGGAAAGACUUGCCGACUUGCUUGGAAAGAUACAGAAGGCUCUUGGAGAAUACUUGGAGAGAGAGAGAGCCUCCUUCCCAAGAUUUUACUUUGUUGGAGAUGAAGAUUUGCUAGAAAUCAUUGGGAACAGCAAGAACGUUCCCCGUCUGCAGAAACACUUCAAGAAAAUGUUUGCUGGCGUUUACUCCAUCGUACUGAACGAAGAUGAUUCCCAAGUGAAAGGACUCAUGUCAAAAGAAGGAGAAGAGGUCGUUUUUGCAUCAGCAGUGUCCAUCGCUGCCCACCCAAAGAUCAAUGAGUGGCUCACACUAACAGAAAAAGAGAUGAGAGUGACAUUGGCCAAGUUACUAGCAUCAGCCAUUGUUGAUAUGACAGCUUUCAAAUCGGGCCAAAUAGAGACCCAAAAAUACAUCGAGUGGGUUGACAAAUAUCUGUCACAACUUGUGGUGCUAGCAGCUCAGAUAUCCUGGUCCGAGAGUGUUGAAGCAGCUCUACAGAAUAUUGCUAACAGCGGCAAGCCCGAUAUUACACCACUGAAAGACGUCCUGAGAAGUGUUGAAUCCACACUGAACGUUCUCGCUGAUAUGGUGCUGUAUGAGCAACCCCCAGUUAGAAGGAAGAAACUCGAAAGUCUGAUCACCGAGUUGGUCCAUCAGAGAGACAUAACAAGAAUGCUGGUGAAACACAAUGUGAUUUCCCCCAAGUCGUUUGAUUGGCUGUCUCAGAUGAGGUUCUACUUUGACCCCAAGAACUCUGAUGUGCUUCAGCAGCUGUCUAUACAAAUGGCCAACGCGAAGUUCAACUAUGGCUUUGAGUAUCUGGGUGUUCAGGACAAGCUUGUUCAAACACCGCUCACUGACAGGUGCUAUCUGACAAUGACACAGGCUCUCGAGGCCAGGCUUGGAGGUUCACCAUUUGGCCCUGCUGGAACAGGUAAAACUGAAUCCGUGAAAGCUUUAGGAAAUCAGCUCGGUCGCUUUGUACUGGUCUUCAAUUGUGAUGAAACGUUUGAUUUCCAGGCUAUGGGCCGCAUCUUUGUUGGACUGUGUCAAGUAGGUGCAUGGGGUUGCUUUGACGAAUUCAAUCGACUGGAAGAACGAAUGCUGUCGGCAGUCUCACAGCAGAUUCAGACAAUUCAGGAGGCUCUCAAAGAAAUGUGUGAUCCAGAGAGAAAGACCGAGAAAGGAGUUCCACCAAUCACUGCCGAGAUCAUUGGAAAGCAGGUGAAGGUGAACGCAGACAUGGCUAUCUUCAUCACGAUGAACCCAGGCUACGCAGGCCGAUCCAACCUGCCAGACAACUUGAAGAAACUGUUCCGCAGUCUGGCCAUGAAUAAGCCAGAUCGGCAGCUCAUCGCACAGGUUAUGCUGUACUCACAGGGAUUCAGAAUGGCUGAGAAACUGGCCAGCAAAAUCGUACCUUUCUUCAAACUGUGUGAUGAACAACUGUCCCCACAAUCUCACUAUGAUUUUGGUCUGAGAGCACUGAAGAGUGUGCUGGUCAGUGCAGGGAACAUCAAGAGAGAAUGCAUACAGAAGGUUAAAGAGGACAUUGUGGAACGUGGAGAGACAGUUGACGAAACAUCCAUUGCUGAAAACCUCCCAGAACAAGAGAUUCUGAUCCAGAGUGUGAUGGAGACCAUGGUUCCCAAACUGGUGGCCGAGGACAUUCCACUGCUGCACAGUCUGCUGUCGGACGUCUUCCCUGGCGUUCAGUACACGCCCAACAUGAUGAAGGCUCUGAGGAAAGAGAUCAAGAAAGUUUGUGAGGAGAUGCAUCUGUCGUAUGGUGAAGGAGAUGAACAGGGAGCUCACUGGGUCGAUAAGGUAUUGCAACUGUACCAGAUCACUCUGCUGCAUCAUGGGUUGAUGAUGGUUGGACCCAGUGGCAGUGGCAAGUCCACAGCUUGGCAGGUCCUCUUGAAAGCACUGGAGCGACUCAAUGGCAUUGAGGGAGUAGCACAUGUUAUUGAUCCAAAAUCAAUAUCAAAAGAAGCUUUGUAUGGAAACUUGGAUCCCAAUACUAGAGAAUGGACAGAUGGUCUGUUUACUCACAUUCUGAGAAAGAUUAUUGACAAUGUGCGAGGAGAGCUGAGCAAAGUGCAGUGGAUCAUCUUUGAUGGUGACGUGGAUCCUGAAUGGGUGGAAAAUUUGAACUCUGUCCUUGAUGACAACAAACUGCUGACUCUGCCCAAUGGAGAGCGUCUUGGCAUCCCUCCCAAUGUGCGGAUCAUGUUUGAAGUGCAGGAUCUCAAGUUUGCUACACUGGCAACAGUGAGUCGUUGUGGAAUGGUGUGGUUCAGUGAAGACGUUCUGUCAACCGAUAUGAUCUUUGAUUACUACCUCCAAAAACUGAUGUACGUGCCAGUGGAAGAAUCUGAGGAUGACACGUGGCGGAGAAUGGGAGGUGGUGGAGAUGGCAAGGACGAUCUUCUGUCACCAACAUUAAGGAUUCAGCAAGAUGCUAAGGCUGUUUUCACUCCAUUCUUUGCGUCAAAUGGACUGAUCAACAAAAGUAUCGAGUACGCUGCUACCCUAGAGCAUGUGAUGGACUUCACCCGCCUACGAGCUCUCACCUCACUGUUCUCUCUGCUCAACCAGGGCGUGCGCAAUGUUAUAGCUUACAACCGCAACCACUGUGACUUCCCAAUGCAGCAAGAUCAGAUGGAACGCUACUUGUCCAAGUACCUGAUAUACUCAUUGAUUUGGUCGAUGUCUGGCGAUGGACGUAUUAAGAUGCGACAAGAUCUUGGAGAUUUUAUCCGAGGAACUACAACUGUUCCUCUUCCACCAUCCAACAUGUCAAUUAUUGACUUUGAGGUUGCUAUCAGUGGCGAAUGGCAGCCAUGGACUGCCAAAGUACCCCAAGUGGAAGUGGAGACACACAAAGUUGCCUCCCCUGAUGUUGUGAUUCCGACAAUUGACACUGUGCGACACGAGAGUUUGCUGUACACCUGGCUGGCAGAACACAAACCGCUGGUUCUGUGUGGACCUCCAGGCUCAGGAAAAACUAUGACCUUGUUCAGUGCACUGAGAGCACUGCCAGACAUGGAGGUUGUGGGCUUGAACUUCAGUAGUGCCACAACCCCCGAGUUGUUGUUGAAAACAUUUGACCACUACUGUGAGUUCCGUCGCACACCAAACGGAGUGGUUCUGUCACCGAUACAGCUCAACAAGUGGCUCAUUCUCUUCUGUGAUGAGAUCAACCUGCCUGACAUGGACAAAUAUGGAACCCAGCGUGUGAUAUCAUUCCUGCGACAACUCAUGGAACAAGGAGGAUUCUACCGAACGUCAGACCAGACAUUUGUGAAGUUUGAAAGAAUUCAGUUCGUUGGAGCUUGUAAUCCUCCCACAGAUCCUGGCAGGAAGCCUCUUUCACACAGAUUCCUGCGCCACGUUCCUGUUGUGUAUGUGGACUAUCCUGGAGAGACAUCUUUGAAACAGAUUUACGGAACAUUCAAUCGUGCCAUGCUGCGUCUGGUGCCAAGCCUCAAACCGUAUGCCGAACCACUCACAAACGCCAUGGUUGAAUUCUACAUGAAAUCACAGGAUCGGUUUACCCAAGACAUGCAGCCCCACUACGUGUACAGUCCUCGUGAGAUGACGCGGUGGGUACGUGGUAUCUGUGAAGCACUGCGGCCUCUCGAGUCGCUGCCCAUUGAAGGACUUGUCAGGAUCUACGUUCACGAGGCGCUCCGACUGUUCCAGGACAGACUAAUUGAAGAUGAUGAGAGACUGUGGACAGAUCAGAAUGUUGAUAUGGUGGCACUGAAGCACUUUCCCAACAUAAAUCGUGAUGAGGCAUUGACGCGCCCCAUCCUCUUCAGUAACUGGUUGUCCAAGGAUUACAUACCCGUUGACAGAGAAGAGCUGCGUGAAUACACAAAGGCUAGGCUAAAGGUGUUCUAUGAAGAAGAACUGGAUGUUCCCUUGGUUCUCUUUGACGAAGUGCUGGAUCAUGUUUUGCGAAUUGACAGAAUAUUCCGACAGCCUCAGGGACAUUUGUUGCUCAUUGGCGUCAGUGGAGCAGGGAAGACCACCCUGUCUCGAUUUGUAGCCUGGAUGAAUGGCUUGACUGUUUACCAGAUUAAAGUACAUAAUAAGUACACAGCAUUCGACUUUGAUGAGGAUCUCAGAAUUGUGCUUAGAAGAUCAGGCUGCAAGGAUGAGAAGAUGUGUUUCAUCAUGGACGAGUCCAACGUGCUGGAUUCUAGUUUCCUUGAGCGUAUGAAUACACUGCUGGCCAACGGUGAGGUGCCCGGUCUGUUUGAGGGAGAUGAAUACACCACACUAAUGACCCAGUGCAAGGAGGGCGCCCAGAGGGAAGGUCUGAUGCUGGACUCGGGAGAGGAGCUGUACAAAUGGUUCACACAGCAGGUACUGAAAAACCUGCAUGUUGUGUUCACAAUGAACCCAUCGUCAGAAGGACUGAAGGACAGGGCAGCUACAUCACCAGCUCUGUUCAACAGAUGUGUGCUGAAUUGGUUUGGAGACUGGUCAACUGGAGCCUUGUACCAAGUGGGAAGGGAGUUCACAAACAAGAUAGACCUGGAGAGAGGCAAUUACAUGCCACCAGGCAACUUCCCUAUUGCUUAUGAGAAUCUGCCGAUGCCCCCGUGUCACCGGGAUGCUGUGGUCAACGCAUUCUGCUUCGUCCACAUCUCUCUGUAUCAAGCCAAUGCCAGAGUGGCUCGACGGGGAGGCAGAGUGAUGGCCAUCACUCCUAGACAUUACCUCGAUUUCAUCCACCAUUUUGCGAAGCUGUACCACGAGAAGCGCUCUGACCUGGAGGAGCAGCAGCUUCACCUGAAUGUGGGUCUGCACAAGAUCCACGAGACGGUCGACCAGGUGGAGGAGCUCCAGAAGUCGCUGUCCAUCAAGCGCAUCGAGCUCGAGGAGAAGAACGCAGCUGCCAAUGCUAAACUCAAACAAAUGGUAAAAGACCAACAAGAGGCAGAAAGGAAAAAAGUAACAUCACAGGAGAUACAGCAAGCUCUGAAAGAUCAAACUGCCAUAAUCCAAGAGAAGAAGGCCUUUGUCAAAGAGGAUCUGGCCAAGGUGGAGCCAGCUGUUAUUGAAGCCCAACAGGCUGUGAAAUCGAUUAAGAAACAACACCUUGUUGAAGUACGAUCCCUUGCCAACCCUCCAGCUGCUGUCAAAAUGGCCGUAGAGUCUAUUUGUGAUUUACUUGGGGAAGCAGACCUCGAUUGGAAAGCACAGAGAGGAAUUUUGAUGCGAGACAAUUUUAUCUCCACUAUUGUUAACUUCACAACUGACGAUAUUACUGAUGAAAUCCGGACGAAAAUGAAGACAAAGUAUCUGACCAACCCAGACUACAACUACGAGAAAGUGAACCGCGCCAGUUUGGCUUGUGGACCUAUGGUCAAAUGGGCUAUAGCUCAGAUCAGCUACGCUGACAUGUUGAAGCGUGUGGAACCUCUGCGGAACGAGCUGCUGGCGCUGGAGAACCAGGCGAAGGAGAACCGGAUGAAGGGAGACGAGGUCAACAAGCUGGUCGUCGAGCUGGAGAGAAGUAUUGCCAAAUACAAGGAGGAGUACGCCAUGCUCAUCAGCCAGGCCCAGGCUAUCAAGGCAGAUCUCGCAUCCGUGGAAGCAAAGGUCCAGAGAAGUGUUUCCCUGUUGAGCAGCCUGAGCAGUGAGAAACAGCGGUGGGAGGCAGGUAGUGAGACGUUCAAGAACCAGAUGGCCACCAUCAUCGGCGACGUGCUGCUCUCGUCGGCAUUCAUGGCGUACGCGGGCUACUUCGACCAGUCAAUGAGACGCAACCUCUUCUCCAUGUGGUGUAACCAGCUGCAGCAGAGCAGCCUGCACUACAGACAAGACCUCGCAAGGACAGAGUACCUGUCCAAUCCUGACGAGAGGCUGCGAUGGCAAGCUAAUGACCUGCCCACUGAUGACCUCUGCACAGAAAAUGCCAUAAUGCUGAAGCGAUUCAACCGCUACCCACUGAUUAUUGACCCAUCAGGUCAAGCCACAAAUUUCCUCUUGAAAGAGUUCAAGGAAAAGAAAAUAACCAAGACUAGCUUCCUGGAUGAUGCUUUUAGGAAGAAUCUUGAAAGUGCAUUGAGAUUUGGAAACCCACUCUUGGUGCAGGAUGUUGAGAAUUACGACCCGAUUCUGAACCCAGUGCUGAACCGUGAACUGCGGCGAACAGGUGGCCGAGUGCUCAUCACUCUCGGAGAUCAGGACAUCGAUCUGUCGCCGUCUUUCACCAUCUUCCUGUCCACCCGAGAUCCUAACGUUGAGUUUCCACCAGACAUCUGUUCACGUGUAACAUUUGUGAACUUCACCGUCACACGAAGCAGUCUGCACAGUCAGUGUCUGAACCAGGUUCUCAAAUCUGAAAGACCUGAUGUUGAUGAAAAGAGGUCUGACCUUCUGAAACUUCAAGGUGAAUUCCAGCUUCGUUUGAGACAACUUGAAAAGUCUUUGCUGCAAGCUCUUAAUGAUGUCAAAGGAAAGAUCCUGGAUGAUGACAGAAUUCUGUCCCAUCUGGAAACAUUGAAAACGGAAGCUGCUGAAGUGGCAAGGAAAGUGGAGGAGACUGACGUGGUGAUGGCUGAAGUGGAGAGAGUUUCUCAGCAGUACAUGCCGCUGGCUAAGUCCUGCAGCAGCAUCUACUUCACACAAGAGGCCCUCAAACAGGUUCAUUUCCUGUAUCAGUAUUCACUGCAUUUCUUCCUGGAAAUUUUCCACGAUGUUCUGAAGUGUUCAGCCUUGAAAAAUGUCAAAGAAUAUGCUCCUAGACUGUCCAUUAUUACAAAGGAAUUAUUCAAGGAAACUUACAGCCGUGUCGGAAGAGGCAUGUUGCAUGAGGAUCGCAUCACCUUUGGAAUACAACUGUGUCGUAUUCAUCUGCAGGGAAUGUCAAGUGAGUCGACAUACACAGAAGAAUUUAAUCAUUUCCUGAGAAGCCAGGAAAAUCUCUUAACAGGAAAACCUUCAAGCUCCAUUCAAGGCCUGAACCCGCAGCAACAAGCCAAUCUUGUGCGACUUAGCAAGAUGCCAGCUUUCAGGAUGCUAGGAAAGAAUAUUCAAGCCAACAUGAAAUGGCUGGAUAGUGACCACCCAGAGUUGGAGGUACCACAGUUAUGGGAAAAGGAGCUUAGUCCAAUUGGUCAAGCAGUGUAUGGUUUGUUGGUAGUCCAGGCAUUCCGACCAGAUCGGUUGGUUGCCAUGGCUCGAGUGUUUGUUGAGAAGACCCUCGGAACGGAGUUUGUUCACGCUGCUGAAAAAGAACUCAAUCUGUCAGAAGUUGUUGAAAAUGAGAUAAAGGCGAACACUCCAGUUCUGAUGUGCUCUAUGCCAGGAUUUGAUGCCAGUGGGCGUGUUGAUGAUCUUGCUGCAGAGCUCGGCAAACAGUUGACAUCAGUUGCUAUCGGUUCUGCCGAGGGUUUCACCCAGGCCGAGAAGGUGAUCAACUCGUCGAGCAAGUCUGGCCGGUGGGUGAUGCUGAAGAACGUUCACCUGGCACCGCAGUGGCUGAUCCAGCUGGAGAAGAAGGUGCACAACCUGACACCGCACACCAACUUCAGGCUUUUCCUCACCAUGGAAAUCAACUCCAAGUUGCCCACCAAUUUACUGCGAGCUGGUCGUGUUGUUGUGUUUGAGCCUCCACCUGGUGUGCCUGCCAACCUUACCAGGACAUUCAGCUCGGUUCCUGCUGCCAGAAUGUGCAAGGCUCCAAAUGAAAGAGCAAGACUGUACUUCCUCUUGGCUUGGCUCCAUGCUAUAAUCCAGGAACGGAUGCGUUACACUCCUCUUGGUUGGUCCAAGAAAUAUGAGUACACAGAGUCUGAUCUCAAAGUGGCAUGUGAUAUGCUGGACGUGUGGAUUAAUUCUGUGGCAAAGGGCCGUACAAACCUGCCACCAGAGAAAGUGCCAUGGGACGCCAUCAGAACUUUACUCUCACAGUGCAUAUAUGGUGGCAAAAUUGACAAUGAAUUUGAUCAGCGAUUGCUAAAUGCAUUUGUUGCCAAGUUGUUCACACCAAAGAGUUUUGAAGGAGAUUUCAAACUGGUGACCAAUGUUGAUGGACAGGAGGGAAAACAUAUUGUCAUGCCUGAUGGUGUCAGGCGAGAACAGUUCAUUCAGUUUGUGGACAACAUGGAAGAUCGACAGACCCCUUCUUGGUUGGGUCUGCCAAACAAUGCAGAAAAUGUUCUUAUGACAACAUAUGGCAGUAACAUGAUUGCUAAGCUGAUGAAGAUGCAGCUACUAGAGGAUGAUGACAUUAUUCCUGAUGCUGAUUCAGACCCAGAGACUAAGAAACUGGCUGAUGGCCGGCCAGCCUGGAUCAGAACCUUGCACGGAUCUGUCACUACUUGGCUUCAACUUGUACCACAACCCAGUGAAGCAGUGACUCUUGGAGCAUUGAAAAGAACUGUGGAAAACAUCAAGGAUCCAUUGUUUCGCUUCUUUGAGCGUGAAGUCAAUGCUGGAGCACGUUUGUUGCAUGAUGUACGACAAGACAUGGAAGAUGUCAUGAAGGUCUGUCAAGGCGAGAAAAAGCCAACCAACCACCAUCGGUCUAUGAUGGCUGACCUCGUUAAAGGAAUCAUUCCCAACUUUUGGCGUCGGUACAACGUGCCUGGAGUACUCACCGUGAUCCAGUGGAUAACCGACUUCAGCGAGCGCAUCAAGCAGUUACAGAAGAUUGUGCACUCCACUCAAGCCAAUGGAACCAAGGAGCUGAAGAAUUUGAAUGUCUGGCUUGGCGGUUUGUUCAUCCCUGAAGCAUACAUCACUGCAACUAGGCAGUACGUAGCACAAGCUAACAGCUGGUCUCUGGAGGAACUUUACCUGGACGUGACUGUUACUGGAGGAAAGUCUGGUUCACUGGAUGCUUGUAGCUUUGGAGUAACAGGAUUGAAACUACAAGGAGCUGUAUGCCAGCAAAACAAACUCCAGCUGUCAUCCACCAUCUCCACUGACUUGCCCUUGACAUUGCUGCGAUGGAUCAGAAAUGACGGCAGUGACCCAUCCAAAUCAAAGGUUGUGCUACCUGUCUAUCUGAAUGCCACAAGAGAGCAGUUGCUGUUCACACUCGACUUUGAAUCUGUGGAUGGACCUGAGGCCAAGGGUUACAGCUUCUAUGAGCGUGGUGUCGCCAUUAUCACCUCAGAUUUGAAUUAGAUACACUUUGAAGACUUUGGACAUUUGUUGUUUAACAAACAAGUUCUUAUUCUAAUAGUUUUUCUGAGGAAAUCAUGAUAUAUAGAUGUGCUUUUGUGGUGGUGUUCUUUUGUGAUUCAACAUUUUGCUGACUAAUUAUGAAAUGGACAAAUUAUGUUUUUCUGUUCUUUGACUUAUUUACAAGUUAGUAAAUAUUUGUUCUUGAAAAUUUAGGCAGAUGCCUUGGUGUUCAUUCUGUGGUGAGAAAUAUGAAAUUCACUGUUAUUUUAAAAGAAAAGAGAGAAUUUGUUAAUUCUGACACCACUGAACUUCGUUUGAUAUUGUAAUAUAGGCUGUAAUUCUGUCAUCAUUUGUUUAAGAUUGUUAACUUUUAUGAUGGGGUAUCAUGUGGUAGUGCUUUUGCUUUUAUUUGUAUAUAUUAUUAUCUCUGAAUAAUUACUAGUAGAGACUGUUUAUAUUAAAAAUAUAUAUAUUGACAAAAUGUGUACCAUAUAAUUUGUUCUUUCAAUCUUAUGGAUACUAUAUGUUUGUUUGACUGUUUUAGACUGAAGACCAGUAUAUGUUUUAAUAUUUGCAUACUAGAUAUUCUGCUUUCAGUGACGGUUUUAGAGUGAUUAAAAGAUAAUAAACCUAAUGGGGGAAAAAAUGCUAAAUAAAUAUUAAUUUAGAAAAUAGUUUUGGAACUUUGUUAUUUAAUUGACGUCUUACAAGCAUAAUGACUAUCCCAAAUACAAAAAUAUUUAGGUAUUGGAUGAAAAUGUGUACCAUGGUCAUGUACUAUCAUGAUGGUGUAAAACAAAUUAAAAUUUCCACAAUAUAAAAUGAGCCAGCAGAUGUGAAAUCUAUUUUAUGUGAAACUUGUUUUGGGCGAUUUACUUUUUGUUUUAAUAUAUGCUUUGUGCUUCUAAUAAAGAAUCUAUAAAAG
Molecule: messenger RNA, 14939 nt
Organism: Gigantopelta aegis
Lineage: Eukaryota; Metazoa; Mollusca; Gastropoda; Neomphalida; Peltospiridae
Product: cytoplasmic dynein 1 heavy chain 1-like
Biological process (GO): microtubule-based movement
Cellular component (GO): dynein complex
Molecular function (GO): dynein intermediate chain binding; dynein light intermediate chain binding; minus-end-directed microtubule motor activity
Source: RefSeq, a predicted model, not a curated record